This is a messenger RNA of Olea europaea var. sylvestris, 699 nucleotides long. RefSeq lists its product as uncharacterized. Lineage: Eukaryota; Viridiplantae; Streptophyta; Magnoliopsida; Lamiales; Oleaceae. The record is from RefSeq and is a predicted model, not a curated record. The coding region runs from base 1 to 699 and encodes 232 amino acids. The transcript is spliced from 2 exons.
AUGGCAAUAAAAGUUGUGGAAGGUGAGGAGAUUGAAGCAAUCACCACACGCAGUGGGGUUAAACUUCCAGAAAUUACAGUUGAAAGACGGGUAGAUAAAUCUGAACAACUAGACCAAGUAGUUCUAUCUCAAGAGCUAGAAAAUCUACAGGUCAAGGCAACCAUUCCUAUCAAACCUUAUGUACCUCCGGUCCCAUUUCCGCAUAGAUUACAAAAGAGGAAGUUGGAAGAUCAAUUCGCAAGGUUCUUGGACAACUUCAAGAAGUUUCAUGUCAACAUCCCACUGAUUGAAGCUAUAUAUCAAAUACCAAAUUAUGCAAAGUUUUUGAAGGAGGUCCUAUCCAAGAAGAGAAGGCUUACAAAUUUUGAGACCAUCAAGUUAAAUGAGGAGUGUAGUGCCAUCUUGCAGAACAAAUUACCUCAUAAAUUACGAGACCCAGGGAGUCUCAAAAUACCUUACUUAAUAGGAAAAGAUUUGAAUUUUAAUUACUUAUGUGAUUCAGGAGCAAGUAUAAACUCAAUGCCUUUCUCUGUAUACAGGAAAUUAGGAUUGGAAGAGCUAAAUGACACAUCCAUAUCCCUUCAAUUGGCAGACAGAUCAAUUAAAUACCUAGGAAGAGUGGUUGAGAAUGUGCUCAUUAAAGUGGACAACUUCAUAUUUUCCAUUGAUUUUGUUGUCCUAGAUAUAGAAGAGCCAUGA